Messenger RNA from Botrytis porri, 429 nucleotides. RefSeq lists its product as uncharacterized. The coding region runs from base 1 to 429 and encodes 142 amino acids. The record is from RefSeq and is a predicted model, not a curated record. The transcript has a single exon. Lineage: Eukaryota; Fungi; Ascomycota; Leotiomycetes; Helotiales; Sclerotiniaceae.
AUGUCCGGAAUGAACGCUGUUGCCACCGUUGUUGCUUCUCUAAUCAUCAUCAUUUUUGUUAUUGUCUUCAUGAUCUUCGUUCCCAGCUACAUGGGCAUCAGAUUUGAACGUCGACGCAUCGCAGCUCAAAACAAUCGUCAAUCAACGAACUGGCCAUUUCCUCCACAGCAGGAACAGCAACAACAGCAUCAACGACCAAGACAUGAAUACGAUAUCGAGAUGAACGAUUGGCCUUUGAGAUGUCCAGAACCGGCUUUGACAAGAAGAUCUUCUGAUUGGCCUUUGGGAAGAAUGGAACCAGUAGUCAUGUCGGAGAGAAAAAGAGAAAGUAUUAAGAAUGUUGUUUUGGAGUCUGGUGGUAAUCUUGAGGGAUUUCCUUACCAUGCGCGACAAAAGCUGACAUUUAACGCUCAGAGGGAGAGGACUUGA